Arachis ipaensis is the source of this 3944-nucleotide messenger RNA. RefSeq lists its product as uncharacterized. Lineage: Eukaryota; Viridiplantae; Streptophyta; Magnoliopsida; Fabales; Fabaceae. The record is from RefSeq and is a predicted model, not a curated record.
GGAUGCCUUUGGACACUGAGCCAGUUCCUAGAUAUGGAAAUCAUUCAUUUGAUCCACUCGAGGCAGGGAAGAGACCAGUUGGUUUCCAUGAUGAGGCCAUUAACAAAUCAGGUGCUACUCUCCACCCUGGUUAUCUUGGCCUAGGUCCUGGACAUGGGAGACAUCACAUGGACGGUAUGGCUCCCAGAAGUCCUGGUGGUGAAUAUCCUGAUAUGCCUCCCCAUAGAAUGCGGCCCCUCUCUGGUGGGCUUGUUGGUAAGGCAGAUAUAGAUGAUUUUGAUGGAAGACCUGCACGUCAUUUUGGUGAGCCAUUUGGCAUUGCAUUCCAUGAUAGUCGGUUUCCUCGUCUGCCUGGUCAUUUGCAUAGAGAUGAGUUUGAGGGUUUUGGUAAUUUUCGAUUGGGUGAACAUCCAAGGGAUGGUAAUUUUAUUGGCCAAGAUGAAUUUGCUGGUCCAUUUCAAAGGGGUGAACAUUUUGGUCCGCAUAACUUUUCAAGGCAAUUGCAUCAAGGGGAACCUAUAGUUUAUGGUGCCCAUCCUGGCUCUCGAAGUUUUGAAUCUUUCAGCAAAGGAAACAGGCCAGGUCAUCCGCAGCUUGGUGAACCUGGGUUCAGGAGCAGCUUUUCUCUUCCUGGAUUUCCUAAUGAUGCUGGAUUUUUACCAGGAGAAGCCAGGUCAUUUGAUAAUGUGAGAAGGAAGCCUGCUAGCAUGGGUUGGUGCCGGAUAUGUAGAGUUGAUUGUGAAACAGUUGAAGGUUUGGACUUGCAUUCUCAAACAAGGGAGCACCAGAGGACGGCUAUGGAUAUAGUUAAAAGCAUCAAACAAAAUGUGAAGAAACAAAAAUUAAUACCAAGUGAACAUUCCUCAGUCAAAGAUGGAAACAAGACAAGAAACACUGGUUUUGAGGGUCGAGGAAAUAAACAUUGAGUAGCCAUCGUUUGCGGUUACUUGGCUUUCAUGCAGAUUUCAACCAAAGAUAUUGCUGCGGUUGCUACCAUCAUAUUAAUGGAGAUGUUUUUGGGAUCUGAAGUACAUUGGCAAACCGCUUCUUCCUAGUUAAAGCUUAUAUCAUCUUUCUAUCACAUUGUGGGGAGCACUCAUUGAAGUGGUGAGAUAUGCUUGUUGAUUGGCAAUUCUUGGCUUCAAUCUCUGCAUUGUCAUUGUGUUUUUAUCAGGUUCGUUAUUUUUUAAUCUUAAUAAUUUAUGCAAAAUUGCUAAUAGAUUCCUUCUGAACUCAAACCAAGAGUCUGUUCUCUAGGCUGUUUUAACUUGUCUGCAUAUAUUUUGAUGGUGGAUGGUGGCUCAUGGCGGAAGGGUAAAAAACCACCAUGAGGUUACAGCAGAUGGUGUUGAGGCAAAUAGCGGAAAUCGCCGUGGGAAUGGAUCCUCUCAAUUGUUGAAAAAAAUUGAGGGAGUAAAGUGUGAUCUAUAACCCUUCAAUGCACUCUCUCUCAUGUUUUCUCUUGGUCCCACUUAUAACAAUUAAUGGUGAGAGAUCACACUUUACUCCAUCAAUUGUUAAAAAAAAUUGAGAGGAUCCAUUUCCAAGGGCCGAUACAUAAUAAAACUACUAAAAGACAAAGGAAAAAAUUUAUAUCUAAGCUACUAACUACUAAUGCUUUAUCAAUAAUAAUAUGAAACUAUUUGUCCAUAUUAUAACAAUCAAUAUUAAAGAUUAAAACUAAUUUCUAAUUGACAUAAAUAAUAAUAUUAAUUUAAAUUAAGCAACAGCAGAAGCAAUUUGAGGGUUUAGAUUAGGAAAAAAAAUUUGAGGGUGAGAAUAGGAAAAGAAAAAGAGGAUUAGAAUAGAAAAACAAAAACUUGAAGGUUCAAAAUAUAAAGAAAAAAAGGAAGCAGCUUAGAGAAGCAGAUUAAUGAACAAUGUCCAAUGCUGUCGUAUCCCUCUGCUGGUCAUGGCACCAUCAUGCCUCUGUUGUGUUAUGUUGCUUCAUCAUUGUGGUCUUCCUCUUCCUCUAGCAGCAGAGAGGGAGAGUGAACAGCAGAGAGUAGAGGGCAUGAAAGAGGCAGGAUAUGAGAACUAGAGAAGGUUUGACUUAUAAAUGUUAGGUUUAGGGUUAUUAAAAUGACCAAAAGACACCCUUCUAAUUUAUAAAGUUCCAAAAAACAAUGCCAUUUCCGCCAUACUUGUAUUGGACCGCCAUGGUGCCACCGCCAAUGCGGCCACCAUUUGCUCAAUGCCUUUUCUGCAAUGCCACACACUUAAGAUGGCAGUUAGUUCAAAAACUGACAUGCCAUGGCCGCAAUCUAAAAACACUGCUUGUAUGUUGUAUGAACUUAUGUUGAUUGCUUGCCAUGUGUAGUCUAUAUGCCAUAGUUACUUUAGUUCUCACAAUGAUGCAAAUUUAUAGAAUAGUAAGAUGCUUAACCUUGAACUCUGUUGAAAUCAUUUUGAGACAACAACAUCAAUUGGCUUCUAAUGACAGACAUGGAAUGUUUGGAAUUGACAAUUACAAAUGAAAGUGUCUCCCUUUGCCUAGUAUGUACCUCUCAAAAUGUGUAGAAAACCUGAAUUAGUUUCUAGUUUUUGAGACCAAAGGUCAUAAGUUAAAUAACGUUUGAUGUAAAUUAGUGGAAGUACCAUAAGAAGAUUAAAGAGUUGUUAGUACCAUAGCGUUUGAUUUAAAUGCUAGGCAAUUUAGAUGUAUGAAUUUAUAAUAAAACAAGAAAAAUAACUCUUGACAUUUUGAUAAUAUACUAUGUGCGUCAGUUUAGCUUUAGAUACGCAAUCAUGUGAAUGCUACUUGUAGCCAUUGGGGGGGUGGGAGAGAGGUGAUCAAGUUCUGGGCCAUAGCCAGGAUUUUAACUAGGAGGUGGGGAUUGGAGAACUUUCUAAGGUACUAAGGCAUAAAAUAUAGUGUAUACCAUACAAAUCAAAAUUUAUAAUUAAGACGACAGAUUGCUAAAAUAUGCCUGUUUAUGCAGUUGGUAUUUUUAUGAAGGGUAUAAUAGUAUAGAGCAUUAGCAGUAUAAGAUUUAUGCCGUCAAAUUUAUAGUUGUAAUAGUGUAUUAUAUUAUAUUAUUAAGGUCAUAUAUAACAUUUAUAAUAAGAUUUUCAGCGAGUUCAUUUUCAGUAUAAUCAAUUACGCAAUGUGUCGUAUAGUUUGCCUUCCAUCUUUUGGAGUAGAAGAAUAUAAUAAAAUUUCAAAUGACUCAACAUGGUCCACCUAGAAAGAGGCCUGGUAUUUGUAUUUGUAUUUGUAAUAAGGCUUCAUUUUAACCAAGGACUAGCUAGGGACAUCAACACUCAAAUAGGAUUAGACAAAUACAUAAAUAAAAUGAUUCCGUGAUGAAAAUAUUAAACAAAAUAAUAGAAGCAAUAAGCUGGAUAGAAAAGUGGUAAACUAGACAAAAUAGGCACGAACCAGGGUAGCAAAAGAUCAAUUAUAAUGUAGAGCAAAUGAGCAAUCAUAGACAUGUCAUAACAUUACCUCCUUUAGAGUAGCCACCUUUUAAUUUCAGAUCAUGGUUAGUGUGAAGUCCUUAAAAGUUAAAAACACAUCACGCUUCCCCCAAAAUUGUGUCAAUCUUUGACAUGGAUAAUGAUUAUUAACACGCCAAGUUUUAAUUUGUCUGUAUUUAUUUAGAAUAAUUGAUUUCUACAUCGAUCCAAUAGCACUAUGGAAUGAUGUAAAAUUGAUUGAACUAAACAAGUAUCGUGUAGCUCAAUCAGUGCGUAUAAAGUUGGAUGUUCAUAGUGUGUAUCAGAAUUAGGUAACAUGUUUUGUGGUUGAACAAAUUUUCUUUAGUAUCAAUAUCAUAUGUACGAUGUUAUUUCAUUAGAUAUUUAGAUAUUCAUGCUAACGUAUUUCUCUUCUGAAGUGUGGCGACAACUUUUCCCAGGUGUUAACUAUUGCCUGUCUUUUUUUUCUUUUUCUUUUUCUUUUUUCCUUCCAAAAAGGUUUCCUUUAUAUAACCUCUUGUGAC